Phacochoerus africanus (Common warthog) is the source of this 3902-nucleotide messenger RNA. It is a transcript of the gene ELF2, whose product is annotated as E74 like ETS transcription factor 2. Bases 384 to 2207 code for a protein of 607 amino acids. NCBI's taxonomy places the organism in Eukaryota, Metazoa, Chordata, Mammalia, Artiodactyla, Suidae. Gene Ontology annotation, cellular component: nucleus. The record is from RefSeq and is a predicted model, not a curated record. Gene Ontology annotation, molecular function: DNA-binding transcription factor activity, RNA polymerase II-specific; sequence-specific DNA binding. The transcript has 11 exons. Gene Ontology annotation, biological process: cell differentiation; regulation of transcription by RNA polymerase II.
AAGCGGCUCGGGCAGCUGGGAGGCCCCGGCUCCCUCCGGACGCCUGGCCAACGGCGGCGGGGACUAGUCCGCGGCCCUGCUGGGAGAGAAAGCGAAGCGGAGGUCUUCCCCGGCGACGCGGAGAGCAGUAGUUCCAGAGAACUGCUGGUUUAUAUUUUAGCUCUUGCCAAGUUGUGAAAAUAGUGAAGGAUGAUUAGACUACUAAACCUUCAAAUUGCUCUCUGGUUAAUCAUCUUUAGAAGACUGGAUUUCUGGACAUCUACUCUACUCCAUCUCUAUUGACUUUUAAAACAUGAUAACACAAACCUAUAACACUGGCAGUCAUCCAUGAACCUUUAAUUACGUUGAUUAAUAGCAUUUGAAGCUUCCUCAGGGAAUAAACAAUGACAUCAGCAGUGGUUGACAGUGGAGGUUCUAUUUUGGAGCUUUCCAGCAAUGGAGUAGAAAAUCAAGAGGAAAGUGAAAAGGUUUCUGAAUAUCCAGCAGUGAUUGUGGAGCCAGUUCCAAGUGCCAGAUUAGAGCAGGGCUAUGCAGCCCAGGUUCUGGUUUAUGAUGAUGAGACUUAUAUGAUGCAAGAUGUGGCAGAAGAACAAGAAGUUGAGACCGAGAAUGUGGAAACAGUGGAAGCAUCAGUUCAUAGCAGUAAUGCACACUGUACAGAUAAGACCAUUGAAGCUGCUGAAGCCCUGCUUCAUAUGGAAUCUCCUACCUGCUUGAGAGAUUCAAGAAGUCCUGUGGAAGUGUUUGUCCCUCCUUGUGUAUCAACUCCAGAAUUUAUCCAUGCUGCUAUGAGGCCAGAUGUCAUUACAGAAACUGUAGUGGAGGUGUCAACUGAAGAGUCUGAACCAAUGGAUACCUCUCCUAUCCCUACAUCACCGGAUAGUCAUGAACCAAUGAAAAAGAAAAAAGCUCAAAGGGCCUCGCAGAUUAUCAGAUCCACUGCAAUAGUUGGCCGUAAACCAAAGACCCAGCAGUCGCCAAUUUCCAAUGGGUCUCCUGAGUUAGGUAUAAAGAAGAAACCAAGAGAAGGAAAAGGAAACACAACCUAUUUGUGGGAGUUUCUUUUAGAUCUACUUCAAGAUAAAAAUACUUGUCCCCGGUAUAUUAAGUGGACUCAGAGAGAAAAAGGCAUAUUCAAGCUUGUGGAUUCAAAGGCUGUCUCUAAGCUUUGGGGAAAACAUAAGAACAAGCCAGAUAUGAACUAUGAAACUAUGGGACGAGCUUUGAGAUAUUAUUACCAAAGGGGUAUUCUUGCAAAGGUUGAAGGACAGAGGCUUGUAUACCAGUUCAAGGAUAUGCCCAAAAACAUUGUGGUCAUAGAUGAUGACAAAAGUGAAACCUGUAAUGAAGAUUUAGCAUCAGCUACUGAUGAAAAAUCAUUAGAACGAGUGUCACUAUCUGCAGAAAGUCUCUUGAAAGCAGCAACUUCUGUUCGUGGUGGAAAAAACUCAUCUCCUCUUAACUGCUCCAGGGCAGAGAAGGGUGUAGCUAGAGUUGUGAACAUCACUUCCCCUGGUCAUGAUUCUUCAUGCAGGUCUCCUACCACUACCACCUCUGUACCAGCAACGGCAGCUCCAAGGACAGUUCGUGUGGCAAUGCAGGUACCUGUUGUAAUGACAUCAUUGGGUCAGAAAAUUUCAACUGUGGCAGUUCAGUCAGUUAAUGCAGGUGCACCGUUAAUAACCAGCACCAGUCCAACAACAGCAACCUCUCCAAAGGUGGUUAUUCAGACAAUCCCUACUGUGAUGCCUGCCUCUACUGAAAAUGGAGACAAAAUCACCAUGCAGCCUGCCAAAAUUAUCACCAUCCCAGCUACACAACUUGCACAGUGUCAACUGCAGACGAAGUCGAAUCUGACUGGGUCAGGAAGCAUUAACAUUGUCGGAACCCCACUGGCUGUGAGAGCACUUACCCCUGUUUCAAUAGCCCACGGUACACCUGUAAUGAGACUAUCGGUGCCUACUCAGCAGGCAUCUGGCCAGACUCCUCCCCGAGUUAUCAGUGCCGUCAUAAAAGGGCCAGAGGUUAAAUCAGAAGCAGUGGCAAAAAAGCAAGAACAUGAUGUGAAAACUUUGCAGCUGGUACAAGAAGAAAAACCAACAGAUGGAAAUAAGACAGUGACCCACGUAGUGGUUGUCAGUGCGCCUUCAGCUAUUGCCCUUCCUGUAACUAUGAAAACGGAAGGACUGGUAACAUGUGAGAAAUAAAGCAGCAGCUUGCCCAUGGACUUUUGAAUGUUAGUGAUAGUACUAAGUAUUGGCAAGGAUGUCAUCAAGAGAAGUCAAAAGACUUUAAAACAUUUUUAAUGCAUAUAAGAAAACAAUCAAACUUACUGGAAAUAAAUUACCUAUCCCAUGUUUCAGUGGGAGAUGAACUACAUAUUGAGAUGCUGACAGAAAACUGCCUCUUACAGUAGGAAACAACUGAACCCGUCAAUAAGAAAAAGGAUUGAAAGGGACCAAGCAACUCACUACAAUAUCAAGUUACACUAAGACUUGGAACACUAACAUUCUGUAAGAGGCUAUAUGGUUUUCAGUGGGGCGGGGUUGGGAUGGGUGAUCUCAUUGUUACAUAUAGCAAUUUUUGAUGCAUUUUAUAUGCAUACCAGCAAUUAUUACUGUGUUCACACAGAACUCACUUAACUGGUGCUAUGUGAAGACUGCUAAUAUAGGUAUUUUAGAAUGUGAAUUGAAGAAUGGAUCCAAAAGCUUCAAAAGAGGAUAGCAAAAAAGAUCUAGUGUGAUUUUUUUUUUAAUAUCAUAUAGCUUAAGCUGAUUUAAAACAAAGGCCUUAGACUAAUUUUCGGUUUUCUUUAUUGAAAUAAGCUAACAGCUUGUUUGUGUAAAGCUUUUUUAUUAAAAGAAAAAUUUUAAAAAUCUUGUACCUAGCACAGUAUUGUUAUAGAAUUUACAUGUAACAUUUUAUAUGGUAGUUUAAGUCUGUCAGUUUCUUAAUUGUGGACAAAUUAACAGUUGGCUCUGGCCUUUUGCUGUAACAUGCCUGUGUCAUUCACUUAGCCCUGGCAGGCAUAGCAGUUUCAGUUCUACUGUCACUUGGAAGUUAAGGCUCAGCAUGAAUUUUUGUCAGGUAGCUCUAAUACCUGGAGUUUUCUUUCUUCCUUCCUUCUUCUUUUUUUUUUUUUUUUUUAGUUGAAGUUUAAGAGGGAAAGUACCAGUGUUCAGAUUUGAACUAUAAUAGUUUGUAUAUUCAACAUUUGAAGUAUAUUCUAUUUUGUUGUACUCUUGUUUCAAAGUGUAUUCAAGUAGGUUUUCUGAAAUAUAGAAAUGAAAUUUAUCUUGUGUUUUGGUCUCUGGUGAUAUUUAUAACAAUAUUCCAAGGUUAGUACAGACACAUUGCUUUAGUUAAGGAGUAAUAGAAGUCCUUUUUCUCCUUGCCACCCACUGGCAUGAAGAAAUUCUUCUGUUUUGCUCCAUUACAUUUAUAUUUGGCAGAUAAUCUGCAUGUCUCCACUUCCUUACUAAUUACUGUCUACCUACCUUAAUGAAUUUACUGUUUUAAUGUUAGCCACACUUAAUUUAUAUUUCAAAUCAGACCAUUUGUUUCUCAAGCAGACCUUUUGAGGGUGAGGAAGAACAAAUAAUACCUGCUAACCCUUUUACAAAUUAGAAAGUGGAGGGACCAGAGGGAUUAAACGGGUUUCCUAGUUUCACACCGAACUAGGUCCUCUGACUCCACAUUUUAAUGCUCUUUCUACUGCAAAGAGAAGUUGUCUAUUUUCACUUCUUCUAGAAAUUUAAAUAAACUGAUACUGCAUAUUUGGUGGCUGUUAAUUGUGCAUUUGGUCAGAGACUACUUAGGUCUAUAACAGCUCCCUUUGUAAUCUAUCUUUUCUGUAAACACACUUGAUGAUACUUUUAAAUAAAAGCUCAAAGGAAAACUCA